Messenger RNA from Hermetia illucens (black soldier fly), 1181 nucleotides. Its product is annotated as histone H1-like. Gene Ontology annotation, cellular component: nucleus; nucleosome. The coding region runs from base 48 to 671 and encodes 207 amino acids. Gene Ontology annotation, molecular function: nucleosomal DNA binding; double-stranded DNA binding; structural constituent of chromatin. The transcript has a single exon. Lineage: Eukaryota; Metazoa; Arthropoda; Insecta; Diptera; Stratiomyidae. The record is from RefSeq and is a predicted model, not a curated record. Gene Ontology annotation, biological process: chromosome condensation; negative regulation of DNA recombination; nucleosome assembly.
UUGAGUUUACAUUUUGAGAGUUUAUCCAGUAUUCGAACCUAUUCGCUAUGGCAGAAGAAUCAGCACCAGUCGCCGCCCAAGUCGCAGGUAGCCCGAAGAAAGGAAAGAAAGCAGCAGGUGGACCAAAGAAGCCGAAGUCAAAACCAACUCAUCCCCCAACUUCUUCGAUGGUGAACGCCGCUAUCAAGUCUUUGAAAGAACGUGGAGGUUCAUCCCUGCCUGCCAUCAAGAAGUACUUGGCAGCCAACUACAAAGUUGAUGUCCAGAAACUGGCUCCUUUCAUCAAGAAGUACCUGAAGAGCGCUGUUACCUCUGGAAAAUUGGUGCAAACUAAGGGAAGUGGUGCCUCUGGUUCAUUCAAACUCCCAGCUAAGGAGAAGAAAGAAAAGGCGGCUAAACCAAAGAAGGCAGCAGUGAAGAAACCUAAAGCCGCCGCUAAACCAAAGAAGGCGGGUGAGAAGAAAGCAGCUAAACCGAAGAAGCCUGCCGUGGCUAAGAAAGCAGCAUCUGGUGCCGCUAAAGCAGCAAAGAAAUCCGGAAGUGUAAAAUCCAAGGCACCAAAGGAGAAAAAGGCGAAAGCCCCAAAAGUAGCUAAAAAGGCACCAAAGCCCAAGAAGGCAGCAGGAGCAACGAAGAAAGCGGCUCCCAAAAAGGCAGCAGCCAAGAAGUAAAUUGUGAAUAGAGUUGAUUUCUAUUUCAUUGAGGAUUCCUCAUAAAACCCAAAAGUCCUUUUCAGGGCUACCAUAUAUCUUUACAAAGAGUAAAACCCCACAUCUGCACGAACAAAUUCGAGCCCUAUUUGCCUGCACGGUAAUUUUCAAACUCUGCGGCCUGUUGCAGUAGGGACAUGCAAGUAUCAAAUGAGUCCGAGGCCGUAAGCCGUGUUUUUUUGUGACGCACGUUAAGAUAAUAAAUCUACUGUAGAUGGCGAGCUCAGGACUAUUCUAUCCCGAAAUAAAAAUUGUGGGUAUCUAAGCUGGAAUCAACCAAGUGUGCGAAUUUGACGGCUUAGAUGAAUUUAAUUUAUACCAUUGGCAAGAUACAAAGGAGCAAGGGAGCCUCUGAUGAAAUCGCCCAGCCAAAAAACUUCUUCAUACCCCCCAUUGUCACUUUAAUCAGUAGGUUUUCGACUUGUUUUUUCGUUUUAAAAUCAUUUAUUGAAAGAAACACAGAAGACUUAC